ACCUGCCUAUCGGUGCCAGUGAUCGACCUUCGACUAGCAUCACCAGAACUCCCACGAUGUCAUCCUUCAAGGACAAAGUUGUUAUUGUGACCGGAGCCAGCUCCGGCAUAGGAGCAGGUGCCGCCGUCCACUUGGCCAGCCUCGGUGGUCUCCUGGUCAUCGUGGGUCGCAACGUGGAGAAGCUGAGGGAGACGGCCGACAAGAUUGUGGCGGUCGGAGGAGCUCCAGCCUUGGAGCUGCAGGCGGACAUGACCAAGGAGGCCGAGGUGCAGCAGAUAGUGGACGCCACUCUGGCCAAGUACGGACGCAUCGAUGUGCUGGUCAACAACGCGGGCAUCCUGGAGUCCGGCUCCAUCGAGAACACCAGCCUGGAGCAGUUCGACCGCCUGAUGAACACCAAUGUGCGCUCCCUGUACCAACUCACCAUGCUGGCCACUCCGGAGCUGGUCAAGACCAAGGGCAACAUUGUGAACGUGUCCAGCGUUUGUGGACUACGCGCUUUUCCCGGUGUCCUGGCCUACAAUGUCUCCAAGGCGGCGGUGGAUCAGUUCACGGCCUGCGUGGCCCUGGAACUGGCCUCUAAGGGCGUCCGUGUCAACGCAGUGAAUCCCGGCGUCAUUGUAACCGAUAUCCACAAGCGCGGCGGCAUGGACGAGGAGACGUACGCCAAGUUCCUGGAGCACUGCAAGGUCACCCACGCCCUUGGUCGUCCUGGGGAUGUCAAGGAGGUGGCUGCGGCCAUUGCCUUCCUGGCCAGCGAUGCCGCCAGCUUCAGCACUGGGGUCAGUCUGCCCGUGGACGGAGGUCGCCAUGCCAUGUGCCCGAGAUAAAUUCACGCGGUGAAGAGGGAGUAUUAUCCAAUCAUACAGUGGCAUUUAACGAAUUUAAUCACUGAGAUUGUCAAUCAUUAUAAUGAAGUAUUGAAUUGAAAUAUACAUAGCUCAUAACUUAGAAA
Messenger RNA from Drosophila suzukii, 955 nucleotides. RefSeq names its product 3-oxoacyl-[acyl-carrier-protein] reductase. NCBI's taxonomy places the organism in Eukaryota, Metazoa, Arthropoda, Insecta, Diptera, Drosophilidae. Gene Ontology annotation, molecular function: oxidoreductase activity. The record is from RefSeq and is a predicted model, not a curated record.